This is a messenger RNA of Notechis scutatus (mainland tiger snake), 2348 nucleotides long. NCBI's taxonomy places the organism in Eukaryota, Metazoa, Chordata, Lepidosauria, Squamata, Elapidae. The record is from RefSeq and is a predicted model, not a curated record.
UGGGCCCAAGCCCUGGGGGAAAUGGCUGGCGUCCAGGUGCCCCUGGUGGCCAUGCACCAUGCCUAUGUGGUGACAGAGAAGAUCGAGGGGAUCCAGAACAUGCCGAACGUUCGAGACCACGAUGCCUCUGUGUACUUGCGUCUCCAAGGUGAUGCCCUUUCUGUGGGUGGCUAUGAGUCAAACCCCAUCUUCUGCGAGGAGGCGUUGGACAAUUUUGCUUUUGGUCUCUUCAAUCUGGACUGGGAUGUAUUUACACAGCAUAUUGAUGGUGCUAUCAACCGUGUCCCAGUGCUGGAGAAAACUGGAAUUAAAUCAACUGUCUGCGGACCAGAAUCCUUCACUGCAGACCAUAAGCCUCUCCUAGGAGAAGCGCCAGAGGUCCGUGGCUUUUUCCUGGGAUGUGGCUUCAACAGUGCCGGAAUGAUGCUUGGAGGAGGCUGUGGGAAGGAACUGGCCCACUGGAUUGUCCACGGACAUCCGGAGAAGGACAUGUUCAGCUAUGACAUUAGGAGGUUUCACCGCUUCCUCACGGGCAACAGCCGCUGGAUCCGAGAGAGGAGCCACGAGUCCUACGCCAAGAACUACUCCAUCGUGUUCCCCUACGAUGAGCCCCUGGCUGGGCGUAACUUGAGGAAGGACCCUCUCUACGAGGAGCUGCUGCUUCAGGGCUGCGUCUUCCAGGAGCGACAUGGGUGGGAGAGGCCAGGCUGGUUCAACCCAGCGGGCAAAGCGCCGGUGCCGGACUACAACUAUUACGGGGCUUAUGGCCACCCGCCCUGUGAGGAGGAUGCCUAUCGCCAGCUGCUCUCCAAGGAGUACACCUUCGACUUCCCUCCUCAUCAUAGCACUAUCAGGGCAGAGUGCUUGAGCUGCCGAAAUGCUCUCGCUGUCUUCGACAUGUCUUACUUUGGCAAAUUCUACCUGGUGGGCCCAGAUGCCAGGAAGGCGGCCAACUGGCUCUUCACCGCUGAUGUUCGCAAGGCCCCAGGAACCACCGUUUACACCUGCAUGCUGAACAAGGACGGGGGAGUGGAAAGUGAUUUGACAGUGAGUCCGAUCGACCCGGGGCCCCGAGACUCAGCCCUGGCACCUGCCUUUGAAGGGGAUGGCUACUACCUGGCCAUUGGGGGCGCUACUGCCCAGUACAACUGGUCACACAUCAGGACGGUGCUGCAGGAGAAGCACUUUCGGUGCCAGUUGAUUGACCGGUCGGAAGAGCUGGGCAUGAUCAGCAUUCAAGGCCCUGCCAGCCGGUCCGUCCUGCAAGAAGUGCUCGAUGUAGACCUGAGCAACGAGGCCUUCCCAUUCUCCACCCACCAGCUGGCCAAGGCUGCUGGCUUCCCGGUGCGGGCCAUGAGGCUGUCCUUCGUAGGCGAGAUGGGCUGGGAGCUGCAUGUGCCUCGGGAGCACUGCCUGGAGGCCUACCGGGCUGUCAUGGAAGCCGGGGCCAAGCACGGCAUUGCCAACGCCGGAUACAGAGCCAUCGACUCCCUCAGCAUCGAGAAAGGUUAUCGGCACUGGCAUGCAGACCUCCGCUCAGACGACAGUCCCUUGGAAGCCGGACUGGCCUUCACCUGCAAGCUGAAGUCGGAGGUGGCUUUCCUGGGACGGGAGGCAGUUGAGGCCCAGAAGGGCGCUGGUCUCUUCCGCCGUCUGGCCUGUUUCACCAUUGACGAGAAAGUCCCCUUCUUUGGCUUGGAGGCCAUUUGGCGCAACGGCCAGGUGGUGGGGCACAUCCGAAGGGCAGACUUUGGACACGCUAUCAACAAAACAAUUGCCUACGGCUAUAUCCGAGAUCCUGAAGGAGGGCCGGUCUCCCUGGAGUUUAUAAAAAGCGGCGACUACAUUUUGGAGAGGAUGGGAGUUCCUUUCCCAGCCAGAGUCCACACCAAAUCGCCUUUUGAUCCAGAGAACAAGAGAGUCAAGGGGAUCUACUGAAUUUGUUGGAUAUGGAUGGAUCCAGCUCACCGGACGUAAGGAGGGGACAGUGAAAUGAAACAGAACAUGGAAGGUCCCUGGCUCAACGGACACCAUGCCCCCUUCAAGACAAGUCCCGAGGCUGAGUGGUGGGGAAAGUGACUUUCCUCUUUUGGAGACUUAACCCGGAGGGCCAGCUGUGCAUCUCCAAUGUGCUCCAGGUUUUAAAAUCAUCUUGAAAGCCGCCUCACACACUGAUUCUAAGGGCAGCCUGGUUUAACUAGUAUCCCUUUCAGAAUGUCCCCAUUUUUGGCCACUUUGGUUGUUCUGACAUAAUUAUAAUAAAAAGGACAAUGGUAACAUAUUUUUUUAAAUUCCGAAACUGAUUGUUAGCAUCUAGCUUUAAAUAAAGUAAAUAUUUCCCAUGAUAA